AGUGCUGCAUUUGAAGACACUGCCACCUGCUGACAUGUGCCUCAAAUGUGAUGAUCAAAGAGUCCUCAACAGCCAUUUGAGUUAGAUAGCUAGAUAGAUUUUAUUUGACAGUUAUAAAUUACGACCAGGGGGAGAUACCACCAGUCCAGUCCCAUACAAGCCUUUCCUGUGACGUAUUAUGCGCGGCCAUGAAACUGUGACCUAUUGUGACGUAACCAAGCAUAAAUUCACUACAUAAACUGUGUUCAGCUUUGAUAUCAUCAGUACAAUCGCUUUCUUCAGUCAGGUUGUUUCAGGUGCAUAGUCUGCCCUAGCUGACACUGUGCAAAGUAUAAAUACUACGAUUGGAAACGGUUGGAUAGACCCGUGCGCACUGCACAAGGUGAUUUGGAGUUUAGAACGUCUGGUAGGCUCUUACAUUCUUUGGUCCCAAAUGGCACCCUGUAGUGUACUACUUUUGACCUGUGCCCAUUGGGCUCAGGUCAAAAUAAGUGCAAUAUAUGGGCACUGGGGUGCCAUUUGGGACAUGCCCUUUAUGCGUGUGUGUGCCAGGAUAUGUUUUGUGCCAAUCAAUUGAUGGAAAUGUAUCCCUCAGAAAGCAAGAUGAAUCGUAAUGAUGAGAGAAUCAAAAGAGCUUUAAGGCGCCGCCCUUAUGUGUUGAAUCCAGUGAGGGUGAACACCCCUGAUUCUGUGAUGUGGCCAACCGGCAAAGUGCGCAGAAGACCAAGGCCUGUAAGCCAAAUCUGACUUGAAAACAAUAACACAUAAACAUUAGUUAUGCUGCAUGUACAAACUGCAGUUAUCACAAUAAAAGCAAGUGCAGAUAUCCCUCCUUAUCUAACCACAUUUGAAAUUGAAUAUUGUCUUGACAGUCUACUUCAGUGCAGACCCCUCAGAUCCACAAAAGGCCUCCAAUCAUUGUGAGCUGUGGGCAGGAACAGACAUCUGGGGAUGGAUGGGACAUCAAUCCAGAGACUCUUAGCCAGGUCAGACAUCUCUGCUGUUCCCAUAGAGACAGAACAGAUAGAUCAAUCUGUUGAUUCAUAUGGCCAUUUUGGUUGGCUUGGUUGAAUUGACAAUCAUUCAUUAGAAAUGCUAAAGAAUCCUACAGUAUGGAAAGUCUUUAGCCCCAUCCCUAAUGUUAUGGGAGUUGCAUUUAUUGCAUUUCAAUACACUUGCAUUUUCAAUUACCCAUAAAUUACUCACUACUUGUACAACUAUGUUGGAUUGCCUAAAUAUUCAACAUUUUCUUGACAGUCAAUGCCAGUGUAUUCUAUGGCUGCCCUAAGUACAUGGCUUUGUCUGUCUCCUCAGUCUGGAAGGGUGACUCGGCUGAUGGAUAGAAAUUAUGAUGUGGUGAUCUCAUCCUCCAACUCUGAUGACAUCUCUAUCUACUCCUUCACUGACUGUGAAUCUGAGUCUGAUGAUGAGGAUCAUGAAAGGAGGACACCACCGCUGAAAGUGAAGGAUGAGGAGGAUGGAAAGGUGACAAGGCUUAAAGUGAGGGAUAUGGUAGAGGACGACGAUCUUUCUCUCCACUCCUUCGAUGAGUCAGACUUUCUGCGUGAUAAUGGCAAUGAUGCCUCUGCUGAGGACAGUCCAGGGCCUUCAAAGGAACCACUGAGAAAAGGGGCUUCACUGAAGGACCCUCGACUGAAGGUGUCACGCCAGAUGGAGGUGGUCCCUACUGUCCGGCCCUGCAGGCAGCAGCUGGACAAGAAGACACAGUGGACCAACACCAACGAGGAGAGCCUGAGGAGAAUUAAAGAAAACCUGGCCUCCAUAGAGCUUGACCUGGAGGAAGGCCUGAAGACGGUCAAUGACGGUCUGGACAUCAACCAAGAGAGGCAGAAGAAGAAUGAGGGAUGCUUCAGAGCCUGGAUUGAGAAAUGGAUGGGGAGGAGGAAGGAGGAAAGACUGAGGGAUGAAGAUGGGAAUAGGGAAGACAAAGGGAGGAGGGGUGAGAAGUUGAGGGCACUGAUCCAAGUGAUGAAGAGAAACUGCAGCAAAAUGAGAUCUUGAGGCAGUAGACCUGGACAGUUGGCUGAAUGACUUGGAAAGGUUGAAAGUGGCUUUCAAGAAAUGCACUGGAGAGAUGGCCGAAAUGGUAGAGAGCAUGGCAGAAAUGAAGACCAGCAUAGCCAAGAACAGGCUCCUCAAGCUUGAAAAAAAGAAGUAUGAAGUCCAGCGCUUUAGCCCAGGGAAAGUCUCUGGUCCUGUGCCUGGCCAGACUUGCCUUUCUCCUCUUGUGACCUCAGCACCCUGGACCCUGGCUGAAGCCCUACG
This is a messenger RNA of Coregonus clupeaformis (lake whitefish), 2286 nucleotides long. RefSeq lists its product as uncharacterized. Lineage: Eukaryota; Metazoa; Chordata; Actinopteri; Salmoniformes; Salmonidae. The coding region runs from base 1261 to 2022 and encodes 253 amino acids. The transcript has 7 exons. The record is from RefSeq and is a predicted model, not a curated record.